Aedes albopictus (Asian tiger mosquito) is the source of this 8897-nucleotide messenger RNA. Its product is annotated as titin-like. The coding region runs from base 935 to 7759 and encodes 2274 amino acids. Gene Ontology annotation, biological process: intracellular signal transduction; peptidyl-serine phosphorylation. The record is from RefSeq and is a predicted model, not a curated record. Lineage: Eukaryota; Metazoa; Arthropoda; Insecta; Diptera; Culicidae. The transcript has 9 exons. Gene Ontology annotation, molecular function: ATP binding; protein serine/threonine kinase activity.
GUCGUCCGAGUCGGUUCCCCCGUUUCGAAGCGCUGUCCCUCGGUGGCAGAGCCCCACACGGCCACGCAAAACGUAAGCGGCGGCGGUGUGUAACGCAGGUGUAACGCCUGCUGCGGAAAAAGGCUCGGUGAAAUUGGUGAAGCGAAUUACUGCGCUCUUACCGCGAAGCGGCGCGGCAGGUGACAGGUGUGUGCGCGCGCGGACGUCAUCUGUGUCUGUGUAUUUGUGUGUGUAUGUGCGCGCGUGGUUUCGAAAAGAACGAUUUCGCGCGCGGCUCUCUCUCUGUGCCUACCUACGGUGUGGUGUUGUUCUAUUUUCGAUCUUGCGGGCAAAAAUUGAAAAGAACGAUCGACCGACCGACUGACGGGUUCACGUACGUAGAUAAGUCACCGCGUCACCCGUGGUUACGGGGUGGCACAAAACGUCCGCGGCAGGGAGAAAUAUUUAAAUAAUUUUCACUUUCGUGUGCCCUCUUGAGGUGUUUUUGUUGGCUGCACUGGCCAGAGUAGUACUUACGGCGGUAGCAGGCACGCAACGGCUACUUAGAUCCGUGUCCGUAGCAACACGCGCGUAGGUUACUGCGAUUUGGAAUGUGUCAAACGCGGGAACGCAACCCGCGAAGUGAUCUAAGAAGGCGUUGAAGAAUGGGCUAGUGCUUUGAGUUUCCGUGAUUAUUACGAGUGAAAUAUGAAGUGAAAAGGGGUUACGAUGACAAAGAAGAGAUUAGAAAGAAGAAUUUUAAUUGUGUUGUUGUGAUCUUUCUCAGUGAACGAAGAAUCAGCAUGAUUGAAGAGUAAUCAACAGAAAACGUCCACAAGUUUUGAGAGAAAUAAAGGUGCUGUAGUGAAAUCCAAGAAUCAGUUUAUAGUUUACCUGCCACACGUUAUGAUCUGUAUUUGUGCUAGUGCUUCAAGUUGAACAAACCGGAUCAACCAUGCCUCUGUAUUCCGAGCUGUACUACAACUACAUCGGCAACACGCCGGUCAUUCCGACUCCGCUGUCGUCGACCAUCCUACCGUCCAGCAACUACACGGCUCCUAGUUAUGUCGGGGUAUCCCGAGGCUUCCAGAGCCCCAUCAUCGUGGGCCGUACACCGUCCUUCACGCGAGGUUACGUCCCGAAGCUGACCCCGAUUACCGAGACUCCGCUCACCUCAGCCAGGGUAACGGCCUUGACGCGGGCCAAUUCGUCCAAAUUUCAUCCUCACACUUCACCGACCUAUCAGAAGCCACGACGUGUCAUCAACACUGCAGAUAUCGACGUCUCAGCCAGUCGCUAUGUGCGCGAUCACACCCCCAAACGGUUCCUCCCCUCGUCCCCAACCUCGUCCUUCUCCUCUCCUGAACCCAGCCACACCCCCGUUACCUCAUCCACACCAGAUCCCACUCCAGCGUCCACCACCACAUCCAUUAGCGCCCGCGAACAGGAGCUCAUGGAACGCGUCGAACAGCGCCGACAACGGUCCACCAUCAACCGUAACCGGGCCGUCGUACGGCUCAACACGAUGCGAGCUCGGAGCAAGUCUCGCGGCAGUCGAGGCAGCACCGAACGCAAGACCCCUCAUCACUCACCCGAACCGGAACCGUCCUUUGAAGAGGACAUGCUACUCUUCAAAGAACCGCAGUCCAAAACCACCUCCUGGAGGGACCAAUUCCGCGACGAACUCUCACUACGCCCCAAGAAAUCCGAACCCGCCAAGAGUCCCGGCGAACUUCUGCUGGAGAAGCAUCUGAUCCGCGAGGGCGAAGACAGUCCCAUCAUCCUCGAACAGAUAAUCGCCACUUCACCGGUCAUGAUGCGCCGCGGUACAAUCCGACGCAAAAGUGCCAUCAAAAUCCCAAGCUUCCACGAGAUCUGCGAGGACAUCAACUCCGACAAACUGGACGAUGACCUCAACGCCGGUGAACUCCGCCGGCGAGCGUCCCAGAUCAUCGAAGACGAAAUCGCGCAAUUCCAGCAGGAACUCCAGGAAUCCAACGGCCUCCUCGGCGACGACCUGGAAGAACGCAUCAAAGAAGCGCUCGAGCAGCAAACUGUCGAAUCGGUCGUUGAAGUGCCGGAGAAGAAGAAACAGAAGAAAUUCAAGCGAACGCGUACCAAACCUCUGCCGAAGAUCGACCUUGAAAACAAUGUAGUAUACGAUCAGGUGGACGCCGCCGGUAACCCUCUCAAGAUCACCAUGGACUCCCCAGUCAUCGAGUCUUCUGCUCCUCCGAAACUUCUCGCCGAAGUGGAAUCCAUCGAAGAAUGCACAGUCUUCAAACUCCCGAAGAAAAAGAAGCUACCCGAAGACCUGGAAGUCACCACUCCACCCAAGAAGGCCUCCCAAAAGAUCACCGCCAAAACGAUCGAGCUGGAAACCGCGUCCCCUGCUCAGAAGAUCGAAGUCCUGAUCAUAGAUCUACCAGAAGCAAAAGUCGCAUCCCUCGAAGAACCGACCCGUAAGCUGGAGCAACCGAAGCCACUGACGGAGAAGAAACCAGAACCGCCCGAAAAGAAACCCCUCGGCAGUUUGGCCGAGAGGAAGAAGAUCCUGGAGCGGCAGCGCAAGAUGGACAAGCUGGCGAAGCUGACCGAACGAAGGCUUCCUCCAGUGGAGGCAGUUCCGGCAGUUACUGCGAAAACGAGCGAUACAAAGACUGAGAACAACAAGCAGGAUGCCGCUGCGGCGACGAAGGAGGAGAUCAAACCAAUGGAAAAGACUGAGCAGGGUAAGGAAGCGAAAGACUCGAGAGGUGGUGAGAGCGUGUCGGCGAAGAAGCUGUUGGAUUCUCCAAAGCUUCCGUUGAAGAAGCUCACGCAAGAGGCGCGUGAGCCCAGUCCAGUUCCGAAGGUUGAAGAGAAAAGAAAGAAUUCAAGCGAGGAAUCGACCGUUGGCGUCAAGAACUUAAAAGCAGCUGAAAAGGUCACCGUGGAAUCUCCUAAGCCUACAAGGAAAGCUGUUGAGAUGGCUGCUUCGAAGACAACUGCUGUGGAUGCUGAUUCCCAGAAGGAUUCGUCUUCUCCGAAGUUUCCACUGAAGAAACUAACCCAACAGCCGAGAGAGUCGAGUCCAGUCCUUAAAACGAAAACGGAAGUCGGUAAAGUUGAAUCGAAGGCAGCGGAUAAAGAUGCGCAAGCAGAUGGAAAGCUCACAGCAGAUUCUCCUAAAUCUAAACAAGAGGAGACGAAGAAGCUGGUUCCUGUUCAGGAAAAAGAUGUUCCGUUGCUUAAGCAGACGCCUGAACAACCGCAAAAGAAGUCAACUCAAGUGCUGCUGGAUAUCGGCACAGCUGCUAAGACGGAAGUGAAGCCCAAAGAGACUGUCCAGGCUGAGUCAACAGAAAAACCAAACACGGAUUCUGCAGAACUCAAGAAAGCUACGCCUGUUGAACCGCCCAAACCUAAGCCUCUCCAAGACGCCCCGAAGCAUCCAUUCAAGAAACCAAUCUCUGAAACACCUGAACCAAGUCCAACUCCCAAACCGGCCGACGUAUUCAAAGUCCCGGAAGUUCGUCCGGCAUCUCCCUGCAAAAAACCAGCCCCCAAACAACCACCGCCGGUCCCUGAUCUCCCGAGCGACCUCACGCCACCACCAACACCCACAAAGCCACUCAAAAAGACUCCAGUCAUUGCUCAAGAACCGCCCCGACCAGAAUCCCCGAAAGCAAAACCGUCCCCUCCGUCGGCCAUCGAAGCUGCUUCGAAGCCUACCACUCCGGAACAGCUUCUCAAGGCCCCACCGCCCCCCGCCGAACCCCCCAAACCAAAGCCCCUUCUCAAACCGAUCACCGCUCGCAAGCGGACCGCCAAUCUGAACCUUCCGCUCUCGCCAGAACAACAGGAAGAGGACUUCUGGAGCAACAUCGGAACGCGGGAAACGGUCUCGUUCGCUCGGCGCAAGCAGAACAUUGAGCGCCGAAACCAGAUGGUGCUGCUGAAGUUCGCCGAGCAGCAGGAGGAGGAGGACGAGGAAGACCAGGAGCAGGAGGAAGAGGAACAACCCGAGAAGACGUCGAAGAAUGUCAGUACGAAGGUGAUGACGUCUCCACCAGCGGCGGCGAUCGCGGACAUGCCGCAGUGGCCGAAACCGAUCGAAGAAGCGGUGGGUGUGGCACGGAAGGCGUUCGAGGUGACGCCAGUCAGACUGGAUGAGGUUAAGAAGGCGCCGUUGGUGGAACAGAAACAGGAAGCGGUAAAGAAGGCAGUGGGAGGUCCCAAGGAAGCGGUGAAGGAACCCGUGAAGGUGCAAAAGCUAGAUGAACCCAAAGCAGGAGUUCCUAGUGUGAUGAAAAUAGAGGCUAAAGAACCUCCGAAAGAUGUACCGCAACUGAAAGAAACACAAGAACUACCAAAAGCUGGUUUUCUCAAAAAGAUUGCUGCGACGGAGAUGAAGGAACCCCCGAAAGAUACACCACAGACAAAAGAAAAGCUGGAAGAUCAACCCAAAGCUGGUUUUCUUAAAAAGACUGUGGCGGCGGAGGUGAAGGAUUCCCAGAAAGAUGUACCGCAGCCGAAAGAAACCCAAGAACCACCCAAAGUCGGUUUUCUGAAAAAGACUGUGACAACGGAAGCGAAAGAACCCCCGAAAGAUACAUUACAAACAAUAGAUUCACCCAAAGGAGGCAUCCUAGGCCUCAAAAAGGUUUUACCGGUGGAGCCGAAGCCAACAAAGGAACCAUUGAAGACAACAGAAGAACUGUUGAAAACAGGUUUAGCCGGUCUGAAAAAGACCUCAGAGGUUGAACCGAAGGAUGCACAGAAAGCUAAAGAACCGAUAGAGGAGCCAAAAGCAGGAUUCCUUUCUCCAAAGAAGAUUCAAGAAGCGAAAGAUCGACCAAAUGAGCUGCCAUGCACCGAAGAUCUUCCUAAGGAACCGCCGAAAGCGGCGGUCGUUGACCUGAAGAAGACUGCGGGUGUUGCACCUAAGGAACCCACUAAAGAACAACAGGUGGAUCCAAAGGGUAAUCCUUUCGGUCUUAAGAAGACUCCAGAACCUAGUCCUAAGGAACCUGCAAAGGUUAUCGAAGCCCCUGAGGAAUCUCCGAAGAAAGGGUUCCUCGCUCUUAGGAAAAAGAUUCAAGAUCUGGAAACGAAGCAGACCUCCGCGGAGUCACAAAAACCACCAGAGAGUCCCAAGAAGCUCCUGUCUCCAUCGCCACCAAAUUCUCCCAAGAAACUGAUUGGCCAGAAGCUCUCACCCAAGGAACUGAUCAAAUCCGUAGCACCAACGAUCGCCGCCGAGGCAGAGAAGAAACUGGCACAGGUACAGAAGACGCCGAAGAAGCUCUCGCCCACCAAAGAGGAAAAGCCGCCGCAAGAAGCCAUCGUCAAGCCGGAAGUCACCCCGAAAGAGCAACAACCCGAGCCGCAGGCGGCCGUUGAACCCAAACCUGUCGUCGAUGAAGGUGCGUCGGCAGCGGCAGCUGCGACUGCCGAACCCAAAAAGACGAAGAUCGUCAAGAAAGUGAUUAAGGUGGUGAAACCGAAGGCACCGGCAGCACCGCAACCGGAUGCAGCCAAGGUCGAAGCCGAGCAACGGCGAAUAGCGCAGGAAAAUGCCGAAAAAAUCAAAGCUAAGGUAAACCAGAUAACGCUCAACAUGGGCGCGAAGCUCGACGUGGAGAUAAAGGACUGUGCCAAGUGUCAACAGGCGACGCUGACCGAUACGGAAAAGGUUCCCGCUAAGAAACCGAUCAAUACGACUACGUCAGCCGCUGACAGCAAUCCGAAAACAGAUUUAGCGAAAAAUAAAUUUGGCGCAGUAUCAAACUUAAGUAGUCUAUCAACGGCGACUACGGCAAGUGAUCGAUCAGUUACCAAGCAGGUAUUGGCGGGCGCGGAUCAGCAAUCGAAACAAGCGAACCAAGUGAUAAGACGGUGCUCCUCCAGCAGUAGUAGUGAAGAAGAAGAAGAAGGUACCGCGUCGGAGACAUCGUUUUCAGGUAUCGAGGACGACUGGUCAUCGGAGGAAGAAGAAAUGGCCAACGACAAGGCGGAGAAGAAGAAGUUCGACCCGCAGAAGCGCGUCAAGUUGAGCUUCGAGCAGAUGCGUAAGUGUUACUCCAAGGAGGAGAAAUGUCCAAUCGUGUUGGUGGCACGUCCGCGGCCUCUGUGGAAGGUGAAGCGACACGGGCACAGGCACAACCGCCAUGCGGACCUGACCAGCAGCAGCAGCGGCAGCGAGGACGAGUCCGGCUCGGCCACGGAUCAAACCUCGUCGGAGACGGCGUCCACCGUGGACGCCUCGUCCGACCUGAACACCGACAGCAGCAUCAACAGCAGCCGCGGCCCGAAAGGCAGCGGCAAGAAGAAGCAAGUGAAAUCCGGUAGCAAAACCAGUGACGUUGGUAGUGAUAUCUAUGAUAACCCGAUGGUGAUCCCGUUGCACUCGGAGCCCAAGGGCUCCGCCGGUUCCGCGGUCAGCAGCCGGGAUGAGAACAACAACGACAACAGUGGUGGCCAGCUGCCGCCGAACGAGGAAGACGGCGAGAACGACAAGAAUGCCGGAAACCACGAGGUGCGCAGUACCAGCACCAGCAGCCACGAUUCGGGCUUCUACGGUGGUGGCACGGCACCGAUCAGCCCCAAGAAGGCUAUGGAAACAUCCUACACGUAUGCACAAUUUCAGAAGACGGGUAAACUCACAGCUCCGGCAACGGUGAUACCCCGUUUCAGGAAAUACAACGUUGACGAUUUCCAUUUUUUGACUGUGUUAGGAAAGGGUAGUUUUGGAAAGGUAUUUUUAGCUGAGCUAAGGAACACAGAGUACUAUUACGCGGUAAAAUGCCUGAAGAAGGACGUCGUCCUGGAGGACGACGACGUCGACUGCACGCUGAUCGAGCGGAAGGUGCUGGCCCUGGGCACGAAGCAUCCCUUCCUGUGCCACCUGUUUUGCACGUUUCAAACAGAUAGCCAUUUAUUCUUUGUCAUGGAGUACCUGAACGGGGGCGAUUUGAUGUUCCACAUACAGCAGAGCGGACGGUUCCAGGAGGCGCGAGCAAAGUUCUACGCCGCCGAAAUUGUGUCCGGGCUGAAGUUCCUGCAUCGAAAGGGUAUCGUUUAUCGUGAUCUGAAGCUGGACAACGUGCUGCUGGACUACGACGGCCACGUGCGGAUAGCGGACUUUGGCAUGUGCAAGCUGGAGAUCUACCUGGACCGGUUGGCGGACAGUUUCUGCGGCACACCGGAUUACAUGGCGCCUGAAAUCAUCAAAGGCCAGAAAUACAACCAAGCCGUCGAUUGGUGGUCGUUCGGUGUGCUGGUGUACGAGAUGCUCGUCGGCCAGUCGCCCUUCAGUGGUUGCGACGAGGACGAGCUGUUCUGGUCCAUCUGCAACGAGAUUCCAUGGUUCCCGCACUUCCUGUCGAAGGACGCCCUAAAGCUGCUGCAAUCGCUGCUGGAGAAGGACGCCACGAUACGGUUAGGGUGCUUCAACACGAUGGACGAAGACAGCGACAUCAAGUACCAUCCGUUCUUCGAGAGCAUUGACUGGCAGAAGCUGGAGAGACGAGGGCUGGAGCCACCGUUCAAGCCGCAAGUGCGACAUCCUCUGGACACGCAGUAUUUCGACAAGCAGUUCACUCGGGAGCGGGCGCGCCUCACGCCGAUCGACCGCAACAUUCUAGCCUCGAUGAAUCAGGGCCAGUUCGAGGGCUUCACCUAUACCAACCCGAACAACACCCUAACGAAAUUGCGGAAGAAGAAAGCGAAGAAAGAGAAGAAGCUAUACUUUUGUCCUCAAUGUGGUGAUAUUAAAGUAACGUAUAAUGUAUUUUAGUGAACCCUGAAAAUGAUUUUUUUUUCCUACCACGAAACGUCAAUUCAGAAAAGUGGAGUUGUACUGUUCUGUACUGUUGUGAUGUGCGAAGCCAAGCCGUAUUUAUUGUUUUGAGUGGCAAACAUACAUUGUACAUAAAAAAAGAAUAAAAUGUCAUAUUAAGUAUAUUCUUUUGAGAAAUAAACUUUAAUUUUACUACCGCUUGCUAUUUCAUUUAAUGAAAUGACUUGAACUGACGGCAAGUUUACGAUGUACAGCACUGAACGACAAAGAACGUAGCAACCGCUGACUUUGUGACACCACAUUUUUGACAGUUUUUAUGGUGUUUUUUAACAACUUUCGAUAUUUUUUUUUACAAUACUCAAGAAAAAGCGAAUACUUUUUUAAUUUUAUAAAAUUUCACUCAUUUUCUCCGGUAAACUUUGUAACAAACGUGACCAUCAAAACCAUCUCAAGUGACUGACGCAUGACUGGAACCAUAACCCUUUAAAUGUAUGUAAACCGUCCAACCGUUGCCGUACAACAACCAACAACUAUCGUAAACUUAAUAAAACUUUUUAUCCAACACGAUAAAAACGCGGACACGCACAAAAACACGCAAAAGGACCCCAGAAAUCACGUACCACCCGAUACGACAAGCUGCGAUGGCAGCAAGCCGACAUUAUUGCGGCUAUCGCCGACCAUACUACUACUGAUACAACCAACAACAGUAACAGACACCCACUACACGCGCGCUAGUAAGGUAGUAUGCGCCUACUUUGAUUUUUGGUUUUGAUUUUUGUUCCCCGAAGAAAAGAAAAAUAUGGCGGCGCAGUGUUUUUUUUUUUCUUCUGUACCACUUGGUAACAACGAAACGAAAACAAGCUAGUGUCACACCCCUUUUUGUGUUACCCGAUGAAAAUUGGCGGAAAUCUAUCGAUGUAUACAGGAAAAUAGUAUAAAAUCAAAACAAUCGACGACGGACUCUCUUUAUCGUGCUCUCUCCUUUGUAGGCUUAGGCUGAUUAUUUAUACACUUGUAUAGGAAAACAUUAAAUUGAAACAAAACCCCCUCUUUUUGUACGUGUUGUUGUUACAUGAUGCGAGAAUUGCGGUGCAAUCUUUGAUGUUUAGUUAGGAUGGAAGACCCGGCUGAUAGG